Molecule: messenger RNA, 1101 nt
Organism: Aspergillus caelatus
Lineage: Eukaryota; Fungi; Ascomycota; Eurotiomycetes; Eurotiales; Aspergillaceae
Exons: 1
Coding region: 268-1101 (277 amino acids)
Source: RefSeq, a predicted model, not a curated record
CUUCAUAUGGGGAUAUAAAUACUACGAAGAUAAACAGAUUGAUUACCUUCAUCCCUUCCUAUUCUGCGUAUAUGCGUUUCCAUACAAUUUGUGAUUAGAACGGACAAGCUGACAGUCUCUGGCAUCCUAUCUAGUCACGAAUAGCUAUCUCCCCACUAACUUGGCUCUCUCUUAUGAUACUGUUGCUCUAUUGCGCAAGGAGUCUUAUAUUAGCCCUGCCUACAAACUGACAGGUACUACAUACCCCUCUCGCGCUCCCAGUCUGCCAUGGCCGCCAACCUUGUCUUCCCAACGCAGGGAGUGCCCAAUAUGAUGCCUGAUUAUGAAGUUAGGCUCCAGCUUAACCCAGAUGCUGUCCUUGGCCCCGACCACAAACUAACAAGCACUGUCCUAUCGACCUUUGGUAUACCCCAGAGCAACCCGACCAACCCGACCAACCCGACCAACCCGACUAAGUUAAAUGUCCAGUUCCUAGAUACGAGCUGCAAGGAGCUCUAUACCGCAGGCUGGAGUGCCCGCAUACGCAAGACCGAGAAUGAGGACGACUUUGAGCUGACUUAUAAGAAGCGGUAUCCUAUCACAGACGGCGACAUUGACGCUGCUCUUGUUGCAGCUAAUAACGAUGAUUUCAACGCUGCCAGCACGAAAUAUGAGGCGCAAGUUGAAUGGGGCUACAAGAAUCAAACACUCUCUAUCAGCCACAAGAAUUCCAUAGCGGAUUCAGAGAAUAGCAGAAUGAAUCUGCCGGGGACGAGCAGAUCUAUUGAAAUGCUGGUCAAUGAAGCACCAGACAAGUUCGACAACUGGAGGCCCAACAAUUGGGGUACCAGGACGUUGGCGGUAUCACGCAUUUUUGGCCCGGUCUGUGCCAGCCGCUGUGUUGGUACAUGGAACCAGAUGAAGCUAUAUCUCGAGGUUUGGCCCCUUAUUAAGCUCAAAGGGGGUACGGAAAUUGAGCACAUUGUCGAGGCAUCUUUUAAGACGAAGAGCCGCCAGAAAGCCGCAGAUGAGAAGAACCAUUUAGUCCACCACUUGGAGGAGAUGCAUUGGUUUCUGCCGCAAGACUGCCUAAAGACGCAGCUCAUCAUGCAGCGCUAUUGA